UUUCUACGAUGUUACAUUAAAAAAGUUUAUUGUCUUUGUCAAGUGGUUGAUGAAAACAUUAUGUAUUACCGUCACUAAACGUAAACAGUAACAAAUAAUUCAAACGUAGUUUUUUCUACAUUCUUUUCUCAUCACUUCUUCGUCCUCCAAUCUCCAUUUUUCAUUCCAAAAUCAAUCAUCAUCUUCUUCUCCACUACUCCUUUUCUGCAUAAAGACAUCAAAGACUCAUCUUCAUCCUUCCACCAAAGAUUCAUCGUAUUCGUCAGAGGAGGAGGAGAAUCUCUUAAUUUUCUUCCUUCACUAUGUUAAUUCAUAACUACUUGAGAAUAAUAUUCAGGACUUCAAUAAACACUUCAACCUCUCCAACAACAACACAUGAACCUUCAACUUUCCAAGUCUCAAUCAACCUAUCAAGCACACCCUAACCUUUAUUGCUAUAAUUUUCUUUCACCUAGAACAAAAUCCUUCACCCAAUUUCUAACAAUUUCACGCGUACAACAAAGAGGGGGUAGAAGAUUGGAUACCGAACGAAAAGUGAGGCAUCGAGACACACCGUGAUGGAGACGCAAUAGAGCCUCUCUGUCUUUGAUUUGUUGUGAACUUAUAGGGUAGCAGAGAAACAGGUGGAACUACGCGCAGGUGAAUCGCAGUGACAGCGACUGUGGUUGUCGCUGUUGAUGAUCUAAUCGUGGCGGUGACGCAGGAAUUCGAGAUUGGCCGUUUGGUGGUGUCGCCGGAGAUGUAGAGGAGGAGUUUCGUGAGUUGAAGGGGGUAAAAAGCAAAGGUUCGUGUGAUGAUGGCGGCAGCUCUAGCUCCGAUUGACGUCACCGGAUACACCCUGACCGGCUGUGAGAAGCGCAACCAUGCUGGACCUGGAAGAAGGAAGAAACCCAUGUCGGCGACGUUCGCAGCUCCGGUCUCCUCGAGGUGAGGUUGCAGUGCCCUGUUUUCACGGUUUGAAGAUCUGAAAGAAGGAAGAGGUGCGGCGACGACGCCGGCAAGGUUUUCCGGUGACCACUGGUGCCGCCGCCGAUGAUUCUAGCGAACUGGAGUAGGGACGAUGGCUGCCCCUGGAUGCUGGUGUUGGGGUUUCGUGAGGCCAAAGGAGAUGGGGGUGGAGGUGCGCGAUUCCUCGGGUCAACGGCGUGGCAACGGCCAGGCGGAGGAGAUGCUCGGCAGAAGUGGGUAGCGGCUGCCGGAGAGAUGAAAUGUGUGGAAACCAAGGAAUGGAUAAGAGAGGAGGAGGCCUCUCUCUCAGGCCCGAAGAAUGAGCUUGGUGUAUUUGGGCCUGGGAAAAUUUGAUUUUUACACCUACCAACUGAUGUUUUGCACCUUCAUAUUGAAAUUGAUUGCAACAUUGAAGUAUCAAACAAAGUUUUGGAUCGAAUAACUCAAUAAGCUUCUGACAAAUGAUAUGUUCGUUAGCGUGUAUCAUCGGGUCCUAUCGAAGGAUAUCGGGCCCAGAAUUUCAGUAGCAAGCUUCUUUAAAAGCCCAUUUUCAAAAAAUGCAUCAACGAUUGUUGGUCCAAUAAAAGAAUUGUUAUCAAAAGACAAUCCACCAAUAUAUAGGGACACUACUAUAGAAGAUGUUACAGCUCACUAUUUUAAGAAAGGCCUUGAUGGAAAUUCUUCCUUACAUCCUUUUAGGUUACGCAAUGGUUGAGAAUUCUACCGUGGCGACUUUGGUUCAUUUGGAGCACCCUUGCCUUUAGUGUGUAUUUUAUCACGGUUAACUUGUGCCUAUGACUUGGAUAAUUUCAAUUUAUUGUGAAUUUUAAGUAAACAACAUCAAGCUCCAUAGGCAAAACAAGAAUUUGCAGUUUUAGCUAGUUUUCCAAUAUGAUGGUAACAAACACCAACAACUUAGACUCAGAGUCAAGUCACAAUUUUACUUAUGAUAGAACAGCUGAAGUCAAAGCUUUUGAUGAUACAAAACUAGGUGUGAAAGGCCUAUUAGACUCUGGUGUAACAAAUAUCCCACGUAUGUUCCAUCAUGAAAAAUUAAACAUGCAUGAGAUCUCAAAAGAAGACUCAAAGUUAUGUGUCCCCAUCAUAGACCUCCAAGACAUAGAAACAAACUCAUCCCUACGUGCUCAAGUAGUUGACAAGAUUCGAAGUGCAUGCCAGAAAUGGGGAUUUUUUCAGGUGAUCAAUCAUGGUGUUGGUGUUGAAGUGUUGAAUGAGAUGAUAUGUGGAAUUCGUAGGUUUCAUGAACAAGAUGCGGAGGUAAGGAAAACCUUUUACUCUAGAGAUAACAAUAAGAAAGUCAGAUACUUUUCUAAUGUGAACCCUUUUAGAGGCAAGGGUGCUAAUUGGAGAGACACAAUUUCAUUUUUUCUGACUCCUGAUCCUCCCAAUCCAGAAGAAAUACCAAUAGUAUGCAGAGACAUUGUGAUUGAAUACUCAAAGAAAGUAAGAACUUUGGGGGAUACAAUCUUUGAGCUAUUCUCAGAAGCACUUGGCCUUAAUCCUUCUUAUCUCAAAGAAUUGGAAUCUUCUAAUGGACAAUUUCUUUUGGGUCACUACUACCCUGCUUGCCCUGAACCAGAAUUAACUUUGGGCACUUCUAAGCACACUGAUAGUGACUUCAUGACAGUUCUUCUAGAAGAUCAUAUGGGUGGUCUUCAAGUUCUUCAUGAGAAUCAAUGGGUUGAUGUUCAUCCAGUGCAUGGAUCUCUUAUUGUAAACAUUGGGGAUUUUCUGCAGCUCAUAACAAAUGGUAGGUUCGUGAGUGUUUAUCACCGGGUCUUAGCGAGGAACACAGGCCCCAGAAUUUCAAUAGCAAGUUUUUUCAUAAACACAUCAACACGUGGUACAUCAAAAGUUGUAGGUCCAAUAAAGGAAUUGUUAUCAGAAGAAAACCCUCCAAUUUAUAGGGACACUACUAUUAGAGAAGUGAUGGCACAUUACUUUGAUGAGAAAGGCCUUGAUGAGAAUAUUCCCUUGCAGCCUUUUAGGUUGUGAAGAAAAUGUUGAGAAUUAGAUUGGAACACUCUUGAUUUGUGUGCUUUUUAUGGACUAAGAUUUCAUGAUUUUUCAUUACCUUGUGAAUUUUAAAAAUGUUGCGGCAAAUCAAGUUCUAUACAGAUAGAACACGUCAAAGACAUUUUUUAUUAUUGUGAAGAAAGAUUGGUGUGUAUAUUGUUCUCAUUGUGAGAUUAUUUGUAUGUAACCCUAAUGAAUGAAUAAAUGUGUGUAAACAUAAUGAUAUUACAACUUCAUAA
Molecule: messenger RNA, 3224 nt
Organism: Vigna unguiculata (cowpea)
Lineage: Eukaryota; Viridiplantae; Streptophyta; Magnoliopsida; Fabales; Fabaceae
Product: 1-aminocyclopropane-1-carboxylate oxidase homolog 1-like
Source: RefSeq, a predicted model, not a curated record